AUGGGUCAGCCGCAGGUUAUCGACUCGAGACCCGCGAAUGCCAGAAAGGGCAGAAAGGGCAGGCGCUCUGACGAUGCCACCGGCCUCGAGGUGCGCGUCCCCGAACCCCAAAGCUCAGGGUUCGAUCAGUUCGGCACGCCUAUGGUUGUGGACUCCAGGCCCCGCAGCAAGAAAGGCAGGCGGGCCCUCGAGGCGCGCGCUAUUGUUUACAAUCCCAAGUUUUGCAUGCCUAGCAAGUGUUAA
Messenger RNA from Gaeumannomyces tritici R3-111a-1, 243 nucleotides. RefSeq lists its product as hypothetical. Bases 1 to 243 code for a protein of 80 amino acids. The record is from RefSeq and is a predicted model, not a curated record. NCBI's taxonomy places the organism in Eukaryota, Fungi, Ascomycota, Sordariomycetes, Magnaporthales, Magnaporthaceae. The transcript has a single exon.